Molecule: messenger RNA, 801 nt
Organism: Ogataea philodendri
Lineage: Eukaryota; Fungi; Ascomycota; Pichiomycetes; Pichiales; Pichiaceae
Exons: 1
Coding region: 1-801 (266 amino acids)
Biological process (GO): proteasome-mediated ubiquitin-dependent protein catabolic process
Cellular component (GO): nucleus; proteasome regulatory particle, lid subcomplex; proteasome regulatory particle
Source: RefSeq, a predicted model, not a curated record
AUGUCGUUGGAACAACUAACCUCUCAAUUAUCCAAAAGUUUCUCGGCCAACAAGUAUGCCGAGUGCUUGAAACUACUCACAAGCAUCAAGAUUCAGCUCAUUGAGAAAAAUCUGCUUGUUCCUUCGCUUUCUACGGCCUCUAAUCCUAAUGAUCUUGCCAUCUCGCGUUCAAUCUUGGAGAUUGGAGCAUUGGCCAGCAUCAACUCGGAAGAUCUUUCUGGAUUCUCCAGCUACAUCACGCUUCUCACACCAUUCUACGAUCUUGCCAGCCUGCCAGAGUCGCCAAAUAAAAACAAGCUUUUGAGCCUGUAUCUUCUUUUGCUUCUGACUCAGGGAGAUCUAGCACUGUUCCAUAUCGAGCUGGAAAGAUUUGCAAAUUACGGUCUCUCGGUGGACGAGCUGGAAAAAGAUGAGUACUUUGCCAUUCCUAUCAAGUUUGAGAAAUGGAUCAUAGACGGUAACUUCAACAAGGUUUACGAGCUGUUGAGCUCCAAACACAGUUUCCCAAGCAAAGAAUUCAACCUGUUCGAAAAAGAGUUGCUCGAUUCCAUCCGUUUGACAAUCGCUACAAACAUCGAGUCCAGUUACACUACCCUUCCGUUGGAGAAUCUCAAACUGCUUCUGUUUCUAAAGAACCAGGCCGAUGUGAAGCAUUUUAUCGACGAGAUGGGAUGGCCCGUUCAAAAUGGCGUUGUUCACUUCGAGAAACCUUCAACGGCACCUGAGGAUGAAAUUAACGAUGACAAGCAAAUUAUCAAGAAUUCGUUAACCUACGCCAAAGAAAUGGAGAGCAUCGUGUAG